AACCCUCCAGGUGAAUGAGUUGGAACAUGAGUUAGUUGCUGUAUGUUAUGCGUGAACACGUCUUGCCCUUUUGAUGCAUUUUUACAAUUUUUGUGACAAUUAUUGGUGCUUGACUUUCGCCGUCAUUUUGAUAUAAAGAUACACUGAACAAAUAGAAGUGCAAUGGAGUUCCAGUUAAUAAGAAUGUACUUAGGAAGAGUUUAUCGUAGUUGAUAUUUCGGCAGAAUUUUUCCCUGUGCCCGUGGAGUCAAGCUGUGUACUUUUCUUUAGCAAUGGCUAACUUGAAUGCAGAUUUAAGGUCGUACCUAUCAAGCUCUAAGAACGGAUCAUCUGGGUCAGGAGAAAGCGGCGGCUUUGCGGCGUCUGGGAAACGGACGCUGAACACGAUGACCAACUGGUGGAGGGGGAGUGGUGAUGGAGGAGAAGGGGGUGAAGGGGAGAAGAUGUUGGCAGGGGAUGUUGCCAGCAAACCGGCGGAGGAUGAUGGAAAUGGUUGGUUCAACCAGGCGCAGAAGGAUCCCUUCUGCCCAACGCUGAGUAAGCGACAGAGAAUCCUGGGCUUCAUGACUUUCAUCGUAGCAGGGGCUUUCUGCUUUGGUCUUGCUGCUGUUUAUGCCCCAUUCAUUGUCCUGCGAGCUCGGAAAUUUGCGUUGUUGUACACCAUGGGAAGCCUGUUCACCAUAAGCAGUUUCUCCCUUCUGUGGGGUCCUUGGUACCACCUGAAGCACCUCUUCUCGUCAGACAGGCUACCCUUCACUGUCAUCUACUUCACGUCAAUGUUCCUAACACUGUAUUUUUCCUUGAUGAGACAGUCAACCUUACCCACAGUUAUCUGCGCCGUUUUCCAAAUUAUUGCUUUAGUCUGGUACAUUGUGAGUUACAUUCCGGGCGGCCAGACAGGACUGAAGUUUUUCUCUAAGCUCUGCAAAGCGGCAGCCAGCAAGACACUUUCUAACGCGUUGCCCGUGUAGGCUGUCUUCUCAUUAUCCCACGCCAACUCAUCUCAUGGAGCCGGCCCUUGAGUACUCGGAGUUUCUCUGGCGUCAGGCCAUAAUUGAAAUGGCGGCACGGCUUGCAUCAAUUCCAGGAGGAACCAUUGAUCUUUGGAAUGGCUCACACAGAGCUUUUGAGUAGGAGUUCUAAAGCCCAGCAUAGGGGCCCUGAACAAAAGAAGUAGCCGUUGGUCAUCUAACAAUAUCAUCCCCUGAGGCUGACUUAACGCAGACGAUUUUGGCAUAGCUGUAUGGUUGCUUGUGGGCAUUGGGCUCGAUGCCAAUACAGUUUUAAUAGUCAGUGCCUCUUCGUCGUUGGUCAGGGAGUACUUGUGCUCUGAAUCUGCAGAGAGUGGGACCUCACGGUGAUAUGCACUUGGCCAGAAUUAUAUAGCAACUUGUACGUUGACAUACCUGUAUUGAACUUGCUGUUCAAAAGAUGCAGCCCUGCCUACUGUUACUGGAAUUUUCAGACUUCAGCAGUUUGGAGAAGCUGUCCACAGACACGUACCUGACAAGAGAAGAUAAAUAAAAUCAAUUUUUUUUCCAUCAUGUAUGGAAUUCCCAACCUUGGCAGUUAAACCUACUUAGGUUUCACAUAGGGAGGGAAUUUUUGUGAAGUUGUAAAUUGUCUUGCUCAAGACACAACAAAGGACUCGAUGCCUGGUUUUGAGACCCCUGGUACCACUUGCAGAUGUGACCCACUUUUUUGAACUCAAAAUGUGUAAAUGUAGAUGUAAACAUUUUUUCCUCACGUUCUCGUGGAUAAUUGUAAAUUAUUAUUUGUCAACAUCUGAAAGCUAUUUGCUGUAAAAAAAAAAAGAAACUACUCAACAACUUGAAGUUGUUGACAGACUGAAAAUGUUUGAAUUAAUCACAGAGUUGUUUUUUUAAAAUCUCCUUGCAUCGUUGUGCAAUCUGCAAGCUUGCUUUUACAGUCUAAAAAUAUUAACCACAGAGUGUGAGUUCGCAUCUAUUUGUUCACUAGCUUUGCGUCUUUUUUGAGAUGAUCAGCCCCUGCAAGGCAUGCCUUUUAUUUAACAGAUACUUUGGUGUGUUUUGUAUGGAAAAAAAAGUGGCAUAAAGGAAAUCUUGGAAGAAA
Acanthaster planci (crown-of-thorns starfish) is the source of this 2094-nucleotide messenger RNA. RefSeq lists its product as uncharacterized. Gene Ontology annotation, cellular component: membrane. Lineage: Eukaryota; Metazoa; Echinodermata; Asteroidea; Valvatida; Acanthasteridae. Gene Ontology annotation, biological process: vesicle-mediated transport. The record is from RefSeq and is a predicted model, not a curated record.